AUGUUUCCAAUAAUUCACUCGUUGACCACCACCACUAAGGCUGUCAGAAUGGCGACGAAAGAUGUGAUCAAAGAGUUCAGUGAUGACCGGGUAGUUUAUUUGGAACUGCGAUCUACUCCAAGAGCAUGUCCAGGAAUGUCUAAAGAGCAGUAUAUUGCGGCGAUUAUCGACGGAAUGAUCGAAGGCUCAGAAGAGUUUGAGAUUAUGACUAGGCUUUUGCUUAGUAUCGAUAGGCGUCAAUCAGUGGAAGAUGCUGAACAAACCGUGAAACUUGCGGCAGCUGACAAGUCUGGGCUUAUUGCUGGCGUGGAAUUAAGCGGUGAUCCUUCUAUAGACGGACGAAAGUUUCUUCCAAUACUCCAACAGGCUAGAGACUUCGGUCUAAAAGUUGCGGUCCACUUAGCCGAAGUGACCACUCAGUUGGAAGAGGUGCACGAUUUUUUGGCCUUUCGACCUGAUCGAAUCGGUCACGGUACCUUUUUGCAUAUUCACGAGGCUUUCGUGAAUUCAGUAAUUCAACAGAGGAUUCCACUUGGUAAAUAA
Angiostrongylus costaricensis is the source of this 543-nucleotide messenger RNA. The record is from the annotation of a GenBank genome assembly. NCBI's taxonomy places the organism in Eukaryota, Metazoa, Nematoda, Chromadorea, Rhabditida, Metastrongylidae.